UCCUUCUCGUGCAGCCCUAUCGGACGAAGAUUAACUUUCGAGAAAAAGGUAUUUGCAUUCCCACUGCCUUACCGAGAUCAUGAACAGUGCUAGGAUAGCAUGGAGUAGGAAGCUUCAAAAGGAUCCGUAGCAUGUGCAUCAAGAGACACAAUUUAGUUGCCUAGCUCUGAACCAAGAAGUGAUCGUCGAGCACGCAAGCAGGAGACAUUCAACGUGGGGCGCAGUGGAUAAAGGAAAAAGGGAAAGAUCCAGAUCGGAAACGUGAACUUCAGAUAAGUAUGGCCAAAUGUACACUCCUGUAUGUGUUGGUCAUGAUGCAAAUCAUGAUCCGGUGCUGCUACUCUGCCAGAAUAUACAGUGACCCCAACUACUCCUUUGUGCUGAAUGCCACGGAAGCGCCACCUCUGAUCCGCGAUUACGAUUACAUUAUUAUUGGAGGAGGAACGGCAGGGUGCCCCUUGGCAGCGACUCUUUCACAAAACUACUCAGUCCUGCUAUUGGAGCGUGGAGGUCAGCCAUACCAAAACGCGUUCGUGGAGAAUCUCGUUGGGUUUUACCCUAAUCUCCAGAUCGAUACCAGCACCUCCGCAUCGCAGUCCUUCACCUCCGAAGAAGGAAUCCCCAAUCAACGUGCCCGGGUUCUAGGAGGCGGCAGUGCUAUCAAUGCCGGUUUUUUCACUUAUGCUGAUCCUGAUUUUGUCGCGGAGGCGGGCUGGAAUGUUGCCUUAGUGAACGAUUCGUUUACUUGGGUUGCGGAUGAAAUUGCUGAAAUUCCGACUUUGCAAACUUUCCAAAGCGCGGCUCAAGACGCUUUGUUAGAGGUUGGCGUGACCCCUUACAACGGCGAGACGUAUGAGCACUUGAUCGGCACGAAGGUUGGUGGGUCUAUAUUCGACAGCUAUGGCCGCCGCCACACAGCUGCUGACCUUCUCACGUAUGCUAAUCCGAGCAACCUCGACGUCUACAUUUGGGCCAGCGCUCAACGGCUGAUUUUCGCUCCCGAAUUCGGAGCGAACAGCCAGUGGGAACCACGAGCAAUUGGUGUAAUAUACGUGGAUCUCGACGGCAACAAUCACACAGCCCUACUGAGCGAGAAUCCUGGUAGCGAAAUAAUCCUCUCGGCGGGUGCGCUUGGCACCCCGGUGCUGCUCAUGCUGAGCGGCAUCGGCCCAGCCGAUCACCUGGCCGCUUUCAACAUCACCACCAUCCUCGACAACCCCGCCGUGGGUUCGAAUAUGGCGGACAAUCCAACAAAUUCUAUGUGGGUGCUCACCAACCAGGCGGUUGAAGUCUCCCUAAUCCAGGUGGUGGGUAUCACUAGCUGGGGCAGCUUCAUCGAAAUCUCAAGCGGGCAGGCAGAGGUCUUGAUCGCCGCAACCGAAAGAGACUCCGUUGCCGAUAACCCCACAUCUAUCGGCUCGAGAAGCUCCUGGGGACGCAGCGACUUAAACUAUGACACUUUCACCGCACAAUCCUCGCUAACGAGAAUCUUUUCGGCGAUUCGCGAGGUUCCAGGGCCGUUUCGACUUCAAGCUUCAUGGAGCGGCACCAUCCUGCAGAAGAUAUGGGGCCCGUUGUCUUCGGGGCUGCUGCGACUUUCUAGCUUGAACGCCAUCGACAACCCGCGAGUCUGGUUCAACUACUUUCAGGAUCCACAGGACUUGGCCACAUGCGAGCAAGGGAUUCGCACGGUGCUCGACAUGCUGAAUUCGCCUUCACUAUCGAGACUGCAGUACACGAUUGACACAAUUCCUCGCGUGUUGCGGCCUGUGAGGGAGGCCGUGGAGAGCUCUCGACCGCAGCGGGACCUCUCCAACGCCACCCAGGACUCGAUCAAUAUCCGGCAGUGGUGCGUGGAUACCGUCACCACGAUUUGGCAUUACCACGGCGGUAGUUUGGUUGGGGACGUUGUGGGGCAAGACUACCGCGUCAUUGGGGUGCAGUCGCUCCGUGUGAUCGAUGGGUCAACGUUCCGACGCUCUCCCGGCUCGAAUCCUCAGGCCACUGUGAUGAUGCUCGGGAGGUACAUGGGAGUGCAAAUCCUUCGCGAAAGGCUAGGCACAGAAGCUGGUGUUUGACAUCGUCAGAUCAGUGGAACUACUACUACUCCCACUCAUCAACAAUGACAACCAUAGAUGUCGCGGUUUUCGUGUGAGGUGUGAGGUGUUGACUCAUACCGGCAACACAAAGUUCUAAAGCUCGUACCGGAAGGAUGAUACACUUUCAUGACAACAGUAUUGUCGGUAUGAGUCGGUACUUCUUGCAGUUCUCUUUAGUAUAAUGCUCGAGAUUUGUCACUAGACCUUUUGUGCUCUUGUUCAUUCUGGUGACUAAUGCAUUCCUCAAGUUAACUCACUGGGGUUGUCCAUCAUGGCGGUGUGAUAAAUUAGGGUUUGGAAACCUGCAGAUGAAUCUCUCACGCAGGAAGAGUAUAUUGCAGUAAAUCUAGGCAGUUGACGUGAGAUGGUUGGUUAACUGAAUGCCUUGUUAUUUGGGCACAGCUUUUCUUCCAUUACUUACCCUAACCUACUUGCUUGUUUAACAUAAUGGAGUUUAGUUACUUUUAAUGAAUUCAGUAACUCCUUGCUUGGUA
This is a messenger RNA of Physcomitrium patens, 2593 nucleotides long. The record is from RefSeq and is a predicted model, not a curated record. NCBI's taxonomy places the organism in Eukaryota, Viridiplantae, Streptophyta, Bryopsida, Funariales, Funariaceae.